UCUAAGCAUGUAAUGAAUGAGUCAGAUGUUGUGCACAACAGGUUGGUACUGCUUUAGGUGGAAUAAAAGAAGAUGCCUGGUUCUUAUAUUAGCUCUCACAAUCCUGGCCUGUUUCUUAGUGAUUGAUAGUGUCCAUCAAACUCAUCAUGAGAUAUCAGUAGAUUGCUCUGAUAAACAAAGCAUGGAUUUUAUUUUGGACAUAUGUAGAAACUACACAGCUGGAUACGUGACUGGGAGCAUAUGCCAGCCAUUGUGCAAAAGCAACAGUAUCUCUUAUAUAAAAUGUCUUGGACACAAAGCGACUGACUUAGUUCUGUUAGCAUGGUGGAAAGGCCAAGGAAACGUAAUACUUAAAGCUGAUGUUAAUUUAAGAUCAACAAAGUCAUUUCAUUUUCAAGGCAGCAUCAGCGAGGAUCAGUUGGCAUUACCUUAUCAUAUACCAUUAGUGGCACAAUUCAAAGAGCAUUUAAGAGCAGGUUACAAUAUAUUGGAUCAUGUUAUCGAUAGAAUACUAUUUGAAUGUGACGUUGGGCAGGAUGGGACACUGACCAACAGAGAAGCAUUAUACUGCUGGCAUAUGAUGGACAAAGAUGAGAUACUAUUGAGCUUAAAGUUGGAGAACAUGCAACUGGUUCCUGGUCUAUAUGGCACGUGUGGAAACCUCAUGGCAUUUGAGUAUAUCCCUGGACAAUCUUUACGUUAUCCAAUAGUCACUGAUAAGAGAAGCUGGGACUUUCGUGUCCAGUUAUCAAUAUCGCUGAUAGAGUUAGUGGAGAGGUUCGACGACAUCAGUAAAGCUGAUAAUUAUCUUCUCUGUGAUUCUCAGGAGGGCAAUUAUGGAGUAGUUCAAUCGCCUGGUGGCGGUUAUAUUGCUAUGAGUGUCGACAAUGAUUUAACUAUCUCUGAAGGAAGUCUUCAAAGGUCUUUGAAUUUUGAAAAGAAUAAUUCAUGCAGUAGUAAUUAUGACUGUUCAUUUAUUGACUGUGACGUUCACUGUGACACUAGUACAAGAAAAUGCUCUGGAAUCAUCCUCUCUAAUAACUUACAGCUCAUAUGCAAGAAGUUUUUUGUUCCUAAAGUGCAGAAUUUACUAAGCAAAACACUGCUACAUGAUCCACCAGUAUCAAUAUCAGGGGAACUACAGAGUCUCAUUCAUCAAUGCAUUGCUCCUGUCAGUCCUGUGAACAUCUCAACUAAAAUAUCAAGGAAGCUAUCCAAAGAAUUCAAAACACUAUUGUUAAAGAGCAUCAGUGAUCAUUAACAUUAAUAACAGACCUACAUGUACAUGUACAUCUAUAUGCUGUGUACAUUAUUGU
Messenger RNA from Amphimedon queenslandica, 1316 nucleotides. RefSeq names its product protein FAM69A-like. The coding region runs from base 17 to 1261 and encodes 414 amino acids. NCBI's taxonomy places the organism in Eukaryota, Metazoa, Porifera, Demospongiae, Haplosclerida, Niphatidae. The transcript has 4 exons. The record is from RefSeq and is a predicted model, not a curated record.